Messenger RNA from Sporothrix brasiliensis 5110, 1053 nucleotides. Its product is annotated as fyve domain containing protein. The record is from RefSeq and is a predicted model, not a curated record. Gene Ontology annotation, molecular function: metal ion binding. Bases 1 to 1053 code for a protein of 350 amino acids. The transcript has 2 exons. Lineage: Eukaryota; Fungi; Ascomycota; Sordariomycetes; Ophiostomatales; Ophiostomataceae.
AUGGCCGCCGACUUCAUAAUGCCGCGCAUUCCUACGGCGUCGCGCGACGCCUUCUACACGCAGCCUCACCAACGCCAUGCGCAAGAGCAGAUCCCGGCCUUCAACCAGCAGCACUACGCCUAUGCCGCCGUCGCUGCCGCAAAUACCGCCGCUACCGCGUCCAACCUUGCGUCUCAGUACAAUCCCCAGAUCUCGCCCUUGAGCACGUCGAAUAGCAGCUCGCCCACCUCGCCCAAGCCCGCCAGCAGCAACAACACCAGCGGCAACUACCACACCCGCCAGGUCCGCCCCCUUUACAUCCCGGCCGUCCUGCGGCGAAACGAGCAUCCGUCGCGCGAGGGCCAGGCCAAGGCUGGCGACGCACCCGACCACAGCAGCGGCGACAGCAGUGCCGUGGGCGACGGCUCCGAGGACGACGAUGAGCAGGACGACCACAGCCAGACCAGCCGCCGCAGCGGGGGCAUGCGCUCCAGCGGCAGCUUCAUCAGCCUCCCGGGCCUCGGUGCCUUUGGAAUCGGUUUGCUGAGCCGCCGCUCCACCAACGACAGCGGCAAGUGUGUCGACACCAAGUGGAACCUCGACCAGUUUCCGGACGUCAAUGGCUUUCCCUCGCGGAGCCACUGGAAGCCGGACCCUGAGUCGACCAUGUGCGACGAGCCGACGUGCAAGAAGUCGUUCAGCUACUUCACCCGCCGCCACCACUGCCGCCGCUGCGGCAACAUCUUUUGCGACUUCCACUCCGCCUUUGAGAUCCCGCUUGACGAGCAGGCCAACUACAACCCCAAGGGCUCGUCCAACCGCGCCUGUGCGUACUGCUUUCGCGAGUUCAAGGCCUGGCGCACACGCACCAACAGCAGCGACCUCUCAAGCGCCUCGUCUGGCACCACGACGCCGGCUACCGUCAACACCAGCGCCUACAAGAAAGCCGCCACGGCGCCUACGAGCCCGGUCGUGGCUCUUCGCCAGCCCGGUGCGCCUGGGACCCCGACGGUGGCCAAGGUUCCUGACGUCGCCCAGAGCGUCCCCGGUGACUGGAACUGGAGCACCUUCUAG